Aplosporella prunicola CBS 121167 is the source of this 294-nucleotide messenger RNA. RefSeq lists its product as uncharacterized. Lineage: Eukaryota; Fungi; Ascomycota; Dothideomycetes; Botryosphaeriales; Aplosporellaceae. The record is from RefSeq and is a predicted model, not a curated record. The transcript has a single exon. The annotation marks the transcript as partial.
GAAGAUAACCCCGAAGCCUUGGCCUUACUUCUAAACAUUGCCCAUCUCAGAUUCACCGAAGUCCCUACAAAGAUAGACUUCAAGCUGCUCGUCCAUCUUGCUAUACUGACCGACAAAUAUGGCGCAACCAAGUGCAUCCGCCCAUGGAUCAAGAAAUGGAUGGAUGACCUGGAACACUUGAUCCAUUUUAGUGGGCACGAAGAAUGGCUUUGGAUCGCAUGGGAAUACGGCAACUUGGAGCAAUUUGAACGUAUUUUGACGCGCCUUUUCCGCGAUGUGGAAGUAGACAGUCAU